ACGCAAAAAGAAUUUUGAAACAUUUUUGUGGCGAAGGAUAACAAGUGUUAAGUCAAAAUGUAUCGCUCAAGUGCCGCCGGUUACGAGAACAAAUACUCAACCAUCAUCGCUGUACUCUGCUUAUUGCUGACCUAUACGCAAGCAGCUAUUAACAACAGCAACAACAAUGGCAACUCAGCACGUCCAAAUGGUCAAUAUUCAAGUUAUCAGCAAAAUGACGCCGCUGCGGCAGCAGUACCAACAACUUAUUUCACAAAUAAUCAAAAUCAAUAUGUGCACAACAAUCAGCAACAGCAACCACAUUACCAACAACAGCAACAACAACAACAUUACCAACAGCAAUCACAGCAGCAGCAGCAACAUCAACAGGAUUUCGCAAAGGAAAAAGACGUUUUGGAGCGUUUCCAUCAUCGCUUCCCGGAUGGCAGUUAUGAAUUCAGAUAUGAAUUGGCCGAUGGUACGGCGCGCUAUGAACGAGGCUAUUUCCUUAUCUACGACAAAAUAAAGACGCUCGUUGUGGUCGGUUAUUACUCUUAUCGUCAGACGGAUGGUCGCUACAUUACAGUCUUCUAUAAUGCGGAUCAGAAUGGUUACAGGCAAAAUCAAUCAAUCACACCACAAGUCUACCCAAAUCUGCCACGCUCCAUCGAGGUGCCACAAUUCAAGGAGAGCAUUGAUUAUGCCACAGAGAGGCCGAACAAAGGACGUCAAUAAUUUUGCAAAGCAUAAGCAAAAACAAC
This is a messenger RNA of Ceratitis capitata (Mediterranean fruit fly), 740 nucleotides long. RefSeq names its product 3-phosphoinositide-dependent protein kinase 1. NCBI's taxonomy places the organism in Eukaryota, Metazoa, Arthropoda, Insecta, Diptera, Tephritidae. The transcript has 2 exons. The record is from RefSeq and is a predicted model, not a curated record. The coding region runs from base 58 to 714 and encodes 218 amino acids.